Molecule: messenger RNA, 939 nt
Organism: Zophobas morio
Lineage: Eukaryota; Metazoa; Arthropoda; Insecta; Coleoptera; Tenebrionidae
Product: brachyurin-like
Exons: 6
Coding region: 93-884 (263 amino acids)
Biological process (GO): proteolysis
Molecular function (GO): serine-type endopeptidase activity
Source: RefSeq, a predicted model, not a curated record
GUUUGCGUACUGACAAAGUACUUUUUCGAGUACUACCUUGUUAUACGUACUAGUGUUUCCGACGUGACAAUUAUUAUUAGUCAAUUAAAAAAAUGUCAAAAACAGUAGCCGUAUUACUGGUUUGCACCUCACUAUGUGUGCUCGUAAAUACACACCCUAAAAACAAAGAAACACGGAUCAUUGGUGGAGAAGUAGCCCGAGCGGGACAAUUUACAUGGCAAGCAGCAAUUUAUGUGACAACUGCUGACGGGACGUACUUCUGUGGAGGAACUAUUAUAAGCUCUCAGUGGAUCCUAACAGCUGCACAAUGCGUGUAUAAUGCGAUUCAAUUCACCAUUCGUUUAGGUGUAUUUGAUCUCACAGUAAAUGACGAAAACGAACUCUUAUUAUCUACAUCUUUAUACACGAUACAUCCAGAUUACAAUCCACUUACUCUUGAACACGACGUUGGGCUCAUUCAACUUCACAUGCCAAUCACUUUUACCGAUUAUAUCGAAAAAGUUGACUUGGUAAAUGUGGGUCAAACGAACGUAGGAGAUCUAGUCGGAGCGUCAGGGUGGGGGCAAACUAGUGAUGACGUUGCUGAACUUUCUGAUCAACUAAAUUUCGUAACUUUGGUAAUAAUAUCCAACACUGAGUGUCAAACAACUUAUGGUAGUCAGAUUAAAGAUGGUAUGCUUUGUGCUAUCGGCAACUAUAACCAGGGUAUUUGUCUUGGUGACAUUGGUGGCCCCAUUGUUAAACCUGAUGGGUUUGGAAAUGCCAUUCAUGCCGGAAUUUCGAGUUUUACGAGUUUAAAUGGAUGCGAAACCUUAGAACCUUCGGGAUUUACAAGGACGGAUGUAUACCGUGAAUGGAUUUUAAAUGUAACUGGGUCUCUAUAGACGUGUUAUUGAAGAUUCAUUGUAAUGUGUUUAAUAAUAAAACUAUAAUAACAUG